Prunus avium (sweet cherry) is the source of this 4624-nucleotide messenger RNA. RefSeq names its product calcium-transporting ATPase 8, plasma membrane-type-like. Gene Ontology annotation, molecular function: P-type calcium transporter activity; ATP binding; ATP hydrolysis activity. Gene Ontology annotation, cellular component: intracellular membrane-bounded organelle; plasma membrane. The record is from RefSeq and is a predicted model, not a curated record. Lineage: Eukaryota; Viridiplantae; Streptophyta; Magnoliopsida; Rosales; Rosaceae.
AAUAAGAACUUUUUUUUUUAUAACUUUAUUCACAAAAUCAAACUUUCUUUGAAUCACUAAUCACUAUGGAAUAAAAGAAAGAGAGGAUCUUGCAGACAAAAACAGAAAGUUGAUGUUCUUUAUCAUGGGCUUCUUUGAACGCCUAGGCCCUUAUCUCGGCCCAAUACUGUCCCAUGGUCCAUGGGCAAUUGUACCAGCCGUAGAUUAUAUUUAAAAAUUUAAAAAAAAAUUGAAAAAAUGUGAGUAAGAGGCACAGAUUGACACAUAUUGUAGUGACCUAAUAAAAUUCAAAACAAAAAUUUAUUAUUAUAGACGAUACUAACAAAAAUAAGUAAGAAAAAUUGUACCAUAUGGAAUAGUACCAUACUUUUGUACAUUUUGUUUAGCAUAGAAAAAUUGAUGAUGCAUGAAUAUCUUUUUGUUCUUAAUUGUGAUUGUUACUUGUAGUCUUAAAUUUCAUUUGGAAGUGAUUUUGGAAGGAUUAUAAUCACCUAUGGAAAGAAGCACCUCCUAGGUACUUCUUCAUAUAAUCACUUUUAAGUGUGAUAUCCGUAAUCUCGUUUGGGAUGUGGAAUUGUGGAUAGCGCGCAUUUGUAAUUAAAAAAUAAAAAAUAUGAAAACCUAACCCCCUCUCUUCGUACCUAGCUGGAAAACCCUUCCCAGUCGCCGUCACCACAACAACCCCGCACGCCCGUUUCUCUUCCUCUCUCGCCGACCUAAGCUCACAACAGGCGCCGUCGCAGCUCCAUGACCGUCUCUCGGGUUCUCAGCCCGAACUUGGAACCUCAGCAAACAUUAACAGCCUUCCGGGCUCUACGUCGUCGUGGAAAAGGCUCGACUUGAAAGCCAUCUCUGCAAUUCCUCUGUUCGUGUACAAAACAGAGGAGAAGGAGGGAAGUUACGAAAAUGGGUUAUUGGAGAUGGAGUGUGUGAGAUUUGUUUGAGCCCAUUUGAAGACAACAUCGUGGGUAGGAAUUUGCCCAAAUGUGGUAACUGUUUUCAUGUGGAGUGCACUGUGCAUGGAUGGGUUCACACAUGAACUGCCCAAUUUGCGGCGCUCCGAUAGUGACCAGUGCUGAUGGUAUUGGGAUGGGGAUGAAUACGACGUCGGAUCGGGUGGUGGGUGAAGAAGGAUUUACGUUGAAAAUGAUGAUCUUGUUCAUGUUGGGGUGAUGAGAACUGAUUCUGAACCCGCAUCUUCUUCGUCUUCAUCGCUAUAAAUGGUGGGUUGUUCAUUGAAGAGAAUGCUGAGCAGAAAGAGCCCAGAAAAUAGCAAAGUUUUCCCACCACAAAUGCGUACGAAGAGAGGGGGGUUGGGUUUUCAUAUUUUUAAAUUUUUUAUUCCACCAUGUGGAGAGGUUAUAGAAUAUGUGGGCUCCACAAUCUUACAUCACCAAUUACGUUUUGGCCAGCUCGCGAGAUACCCCUGCCAUGUCAUAAAUUCUAGAGUCAUUUUUUUUUAAUCGAAAGUUCUAGGAAUCUGGGAUGUAAAAACAGUCUAAUUAAGGCUUUGACCAAGUUGGAGUUAGAGUUGGAAAUAGCCACGAAAAGACAUUUUGAUUAAAAUAUUAUGGGGCGGUUUGCUUGGUGAAUACCACCAACGCUGAGGUGGUAUUCAAAAUAUUCUGAGGUGGUUUGCGCGGUGCGUCCCACCAACGCUCAAAGCUACGGCACGUAGAAAUAACACAAAACCCCAGAGCCUUGCCAACUUCAUAUCCUUGAGCAGAUCUCUCAAAUCCAAAGCUACGCUGAAACUUGAAGAAAUCAACGAAACAUUACAGUUCUACUGGGCGAGUGCAAGUACAACUGCUAUAUUCAUUUCUCUUUAUGACAGAUUAGAUAAAGAUCGAGAAGAACAUGAACUCACCGGCGGUCUUGCCUUCUCACCAACAAAACGACUUGGAGGCCGGAACUUAUAAGGAUGCUCCCAUUCAGCGCAUCAACCGUUGGAGGCAAGCAAGGAUUCUGUUAUGUGCUUCUCGUCCAUUUUUGCAUAUCUUAUGCUUGUUGAAAAGGGAAGGAGAGCAUGCUUCAAGCGAAGUCCAUGCACAUGCUGCUGUACGAUGAAUAUUCCAGAUAUACGAACCAGUACUACUGGUGAUUUUGGAAUUGGACGAGAGGAACUUGUUGCCUUAACUAAGAAUGAUGAUGUUGGUGGCCUGGAACAAUAUGGGGGGAUUCAAGGCUUAGAAUGCUUGUUGAAAACGAAUUUAGAGGACGGGAUUAAUGGGGAAGAUGCUGAUGUGGUGAAACGGAAAAGUUUUUUCGGAGCAAACACAUAUCCUGCGGAAAAAUCAAAAAGCUUCUUGACGUGUCUUUGGGAAGCAUGUCAUCAAGAUAUUUCUCUGAUCAUUUUCAUAGUAGUUGCAGUGGCUUCUUCAGUGAUGGGUCUAGUGACAAAGGGUACAAGGUUCGGAUACUGGGAAGAGGGAGGUAACGUAGCCGUUGUGGUUAUGGUGAACAUUAUUGUGAAAGCAAUUUGCAAAUACAGCCAAUCUCUGAUCCACAAUGUAAAGGAGGAAGGGAGGAAUAUGAAGGUUGUUGUUAGAGGUGGUAAACAAGUUGAGGUUUCAAUAUGUGAUAUUGUUGUUGGCGAUGUUAUUCCCCUUAACAUUGGUGACCAGGUCCCUGCUUAUGGUAUUUUAAUCACUGCUCAAUCACUCUCCAUAGAUACCUCACGUGUGAAUGGAGACAACAACAUUGUAAGCUUUCAUGCUUCUUCUGGAGCCUCUCGUUUAAAGCCUGGCUCGGAAAUAGCGGAUGGGAGUGGCACCAUGCUGGUUACGAGUGUUGGGAUAUGUACUAAAUCGGAACUUUCACAAGACAUUGGUAACAAAACAACAUUGGAGGAGGUCUUGAACGAGGUUGCUACUUCCAUUGGUAAUGUUGGACUUGCAGCAGCUUUUAUUGUCAUGAUGGUCCUUUUGCUCAGGUGGUUCAUGUAUUUGGUUUUGAUAUUCGGGGUCAAGACUAAACCUCGAGACGUCAUAGAAGAAGUCAAUCAAAUUAUAAUCAUUGCUUUUAAUAUUGCAGUGGCUGCUGUACCUCAAGGACUUCCCUUAGCUGUUACCUUAACCAUUUUCAGCGCAACAAAAAGAAUGGUGGCAGAUAACGCAUUUGUACGGAGGCCAUUUGCUUGUGUAACCAUGGCCGUUGUUAAAAAUAUCCUAUGUGACAAGACUGUAUUGACUUUGAACGAGGAUCGUUGUCAACCAGGGGUCAAGGAGUGGGUGCAACUAUGCCAAAGGGAUGGCGUUAAGGUACGCAUGGUUACUCGUGACAAUCUUCAAACUGCGAAAGCAAUUGGUUUGGAAUGCGGCAUACUUGAUUCUGAUGCAGACGCUACUAUGCCAAAUCAUCUCUUUGACGGAAGAGAGUUUGGGGAACUGACUGAUGAUAGGCAAAGACAAGAAUGUGCUAAGAGGAUUAAGGUCAUGGCAUGGUGUUCCCCCGAUGUCAAGCUUUUGUUUGUGCAAGCACUGAAGCAAAGCGGAGAGAUGGUUGCUGUCACUGGAUAUGUCACCGAAGAUGCUCAUGCACUACAACAGGCGGACAUUGGUCUUGCUAUGGAUAUCCGAGGGACUGAAGUUGCUAAAGAGAGUUCGGAUAUAAUUAUCUUGGAUGACAGUUUUGCUACGUGUGUAAAGGCUUUUAAAUGGGGCCGAUCAGUACAUGCAAAUAUUAUCAAGUUUAUGCAGUUGCAGCUUACAGUCAAUGUUGUAGCACUAACUACCAAUUUUAUGGCGGCAGUUUUCUAUGGACAUGUCCCAUUAAAUGCUGUUCAGGUUCUCUGGGUGAACCUAAUCAUAGUAGCUCUUGUACCACUAUCAUUGGUUACUAAACCUCCAGCAGAUGAACUGAUGCUGGGACAUCUUGUCAAACCCGGACAACCUCUUAAAAGAUAUGUAAAGUGGAAGAGACUGGUUUUUCAGGGCAUGUACCAAAUUGUUGCCAUUCUUAUCAUCAAUUUUCAAGGACGGAGUUUACUGAAAAGUUAUAACCGCGGUCAUGCCAUCAAAGUAAAGAACACAAUGAUAUUUAACACAUUUGUUGUUUGUCAAAUUAUCCAUCAAGUGGAAGCUCGAAAGAAGGGUAUAUUAUCGAAGCCUAAGAAGUGGAUUACUUCAAACUAUCUCUUUAUGGGAAUAGCGGGAACAAUUCUCGUAAGUCAGUUUAUCGUCAUUGAGUUUCUAGGGAAAGCGUUCUCCACAGUGGCGCUUAACCAGAAAGAGUGGCAGUUUUCCCUCACUCUUGGGUUUGCCGAAAUGCUUUUUGCGAUAAUUUUAUUCGUAAAGUACUUGACACACAGGAACUAGCAAAGCAGUUCAACUCAGACAGCAUUUGAUGAACUAGCAAAGCAGUUCAACUCAUACAGCAUUCCAACACAAGCAACCGCAAAAGGAUCAGGAAGGUCAAACGGGCGAGAGAUACCGUAUACUCAACACACAUACGCUUUUCUAAUUUAGAAUGCUUUAAUUGUUCUGUUUGUUUCCUAACUAGAGAACCUGGUUUACGGUCAAUUAGGUUGAUUAGUUUAAUUCAUUCGUUUCUUCUCGGACACAAAAGAGGUUCAUUUUGUUACUUGAUUUAAAGUCAGCGUAUGCAAACGCUAUCAUUUGCUCAA